AUGUCCUCCAAACUCAAAAACUUCCUUUAUCGACUAUAUCCUUUACAGUCAUUUAAAUUACUGGCAAAGACCAUUCGUUCACCUCCAAAAACAACACCACCUGUUCCUUUACCCAAUCCAGUCGAUAGUGUCAACCAAAUCACACGACUCUUGACGACCAUUCACUCAUCGCCAUGCCAUCCUAACGAGACGUUGGAAAAAAAGCUUGGGUUUUCGGUUCAUACACGUGCUUCAACUAUCGCAGGAGCAGGGCAAGGUGUCUUUCUUCGAGGGCAAUGUGAUGCAGGGCAAGUGGUGUGUCUAUAUCCAGGCACAGUGUAUCAACCUUUUGAGCCUCUUUUGUUUGUCAGCAUUGCCAAUAGUUAUAUUCUCAAAUGCUUUGAUGGUAUUUUCGUUGAUGGCAAAAAGACAGGCUUAUCAGGAUCGGUUUACAGAUCAUUGUAUCACAAAGAAAAUUGGCCAGGAGCUAUUCAAACCAGCGAUGCUACAUGGAUGGAAGACAAUGAGCUCAACAAUCCACUAGCUAUUGGGCAAAUUGUGAACAAUGGUAGCAAACAUCACCUUCCCAAUGUCCAAUACCAUGAAGUCGAUCUUCCACCAAGUUUCCCCAUAGAAUUGCGACAAUAUAUACCCAAUAUUUACUGGAGCGGGCACGAUCCAUUGACACAAAAUACUCGAGUCGUCGCAUUGGUAUCCACAAGAAAGAUCAAGGAUAAUGAUGAACUUUUCUCGACAUAUAUGGAAUCAAUAUAG
Lichtheimia ornata is the source of this 753-nucleotide messenger RNA. RefSeq lists its product as uncharacterized. The transcript has 6 exons. NCBI's taxonomy places the organism in Eukaryota, Fungi, Mucoromycota, Mucoromycetes, Mucorales, Lichtheimiaceae. Bases 1 to 753 code for a protein of 250 amino acids. The record is from RefSeq and is a predicted model, not a curated record.